Messenger RNA from Volvox carteri f. nagariensis, 1004 nucleotides. RefSeq lists its product as uncharacterized. Gene Ontology annotation, biological process: thymidine metabolic process. The coding region runs from base 180 to 1004 and encodes 274 amino acids. The record is from RefSeq and is a predicted model, not a curated record. The transcript is spliced from 4 exons. Lineage: Eukaryota; Viridiplantae; Chlorophyta; Chlorophyceae; Chlamydomonadales; Volvocaceae. Gene Ontology annotation, molecular function: ATP binding; thymidine kinase activity.
CGUGUCAUAGGCUUUGUUGCUUGGGAGACGGCCCGACAGCUGCUCCCCUGUUUUCACCUGUUUCCACACCCUCUUACGCACCGCACAUAUAGGAUUAAGGCUUAAGGAAGCCGCACACUGUCUUUCGUCGCCGCAUUGUAGCAGGCGUCUGGACAGCCCUUUUCGGUGGCGGCGUUCCCAUGCAGAACUCGACGAAAGGGCACCGACUGGCUCUGUCAACAACCGUGAUGCAUUCCCUGCUGUCUCGAACUCAAAAUUUACGUUCAUCAUACCUUGCUAGUCUACUUCGUCAACGAAUGCCGUCAUGGCGUGCGCAAGCUGCCGAGCUGGGAACUGAGGCCUCAGCUGCUGUUCAUAACACAAAAUCCCCAAGGGAUUCCAUGGGAGAAAUUCACCUUAUCAUGGGACCGAUGUUCGCUGGUAAGACCACCCGGCUGCUCCAGCAUGUUCGUGAGGCCCAGUCCGCGGGUCAGCGGGUGGUGGUCGUGAAGAGUGCGGUGGACACCCGCUACUCGACUGACCACGUGGUCACACACACCGGGGAGCGAUUGCCCUGCAUCAGCCUAUCAAGGCUAGGCAGCCUCAGAGAACAGCUGGGUACGGCAGAGUACGAUAAGGUCGAUGUUGUGGCGGUGGACGAGGCUCAGUUCAUUGAUGAUCUGGUUGAGUCGGUGCUGCACACAGCGGAGAGGGACGGCAAGGUGGUCAUUGUGGCGGGCCUGAACGGGGACUUCCGGAGGCAGCGUUUCGGGCAGCUUCUGGAGCUGGUGCCCCUGGCUGACCGGGUCGAUAAGUUGGAAGGGCGAUGCAGCUUCUGCAACAAGCCCUCGCACUUCACACUCCGUAUCGCCGCUAGCACCCGGCAGGCACUGGUGGGCGGAACUGAGAGUUACGCGCCGGUGUGCCGGCGGCACUACCGCGAGCUGCAUGACGUGCGCAGUAACGGGGCGACGGGGACACAGCAGGCGGACGGGGAGGGAGAGGCGGUGCAGGUGCAGGCGUAG